Molecule: messenger RNA, 2307 nt
Organism: Taeniopygia guttata (zebra finch)
Lineage: Eukaryota; Metazoa; Chordata; Aves; Passeriformes; Estrildidae
Source: RefSeq, a predicted model, not a curated record
GAUGCCGGAGCGGAGGGCGGGAUGCCGGAGCCGUGCCGGGCGCUCGGGGCUCUUUCCCGGGCCGCUCCGGCUCCGGGCCCGCCCGGCCAAAGUCCUGCGCCAUGAGCGGGGCCCCGGGCGGCCGCCGCCCGACCUUCCCCGGGCUCCCAGGUAGGGCCGGGCCGGGGUUUUUGGGGAGGCUCGGGGCUCUCGGAGCCCCGCACCCAGUGUCGGUCCCCGCAGGAGAACGGGUGCUCGAGGAGGCGGCGGGCGCCCGGCGGCGCUGCGGGAACGGCGGCGGCUCCGUCCCGGGGACGCUGCUCUGCACCAACCGCCGCCUCGCCUUCCUGGCCGGCCAGGCUCCUGGCUCCCGUGGCCUCCUCCACUCCGAGGACGAGGUGGCCCUGCCCUGCAUCCACAAACUGGUGGCAGCCAGCAGCUUCUCCAAGCCCAAGGUGCUGACGGCCGCCUCCACCCUCAAGUUCAUCCCCGAGGAACUCGCCGUCUUCUGUCGGGAUUUCCGCCUGCUCCACUUCUACUUCCCCGAGAGCGGCCGGGCUCCGCAGGCGUUCCGGGUGGCCAACGCCAUCGCACAGGCGCGGGAGGCGGCAGCGCGGCUGGGGGAUGCUGCCGAGGCACCCGAUGGCUGCGCCAGCCCUGGAGAAACCACCCCAGAGGAGGAGGAGGAUGAGGAUGAGGAGGAAGGCUCGUCCACCGUGCUGCUCUUCGAGAGCCUGCGGGACUGGGAGAAGGAGCUGCAGCGUCUGGGCGCUGCGGGCUGGAGGGUGAGCGCCGUCAAUGAGCGCUUCGACAUGGCCCCGAGCCUCCCCCAGUACCUCUGGGUGCCCAGCGGCCUUCUGGACCACGACCUCAAGAGAACUUUUGGCCACUUUCAGGAGCGACGGGUGCCUCGCCUGUGCUGGCACCACCCGAGUGGGGGGGACCUGCUGCGAGCCGCCGGCUUUCACCCGGCCUCAGAGCCAGGCAGCGAGGACGUGAGGUGCCUGGAGGCGCUGCUGCUGGGGGACCGCGGGCCCUGCGUGUUGGCCGACACGGCCGAGCUGCCCACGCUGGCCGACAUCCAGCUCGCCCACCUGAGGCUGCGGGAGCUCUGCCUGCCUGGCGCGGUGGCAGAGGAGAAGUGGCUCUCGGCCCUGGAGGGGACACGCUGGUUGGACCACGUCCGCUCCUGCCUGAGGAAAGCAGCGGAGGUGGCGUCGCUGCUGGCAGGGAAGCGCUGCUCCGUGGUCCUGCAAGAGCCCUCGGACCGGGACCUGAACUGCCUGGUGGCCUCCCUGGUGCAGCUCCUGGGGGACCCGCACGCCCGCUCCCUGCCUGGCUUCCAGAGCCUGGUGCAGCGCGAGUGGGUGGCAGCCGGGCACCCCUUCCCACGCCGGCUGGGGCUGCAGUGCCAGGACAGCCCUCGGGAGGAGGCCCCCGUGUUCCUGCUGUUCCUGGACUGCACCUGGCAGCUCCUGUGGCAAUUCCCGGCGGAUUUUGGCUUCACUGAGGCUUUUCUCCUGGCGCUCCACGACAGCAGCUUCAGCCCCUACUUCAGCACUUUCCGCUUCAGCUGCCAGCGCCAGCGGGGCCACAGCGGUGCGCCCCGGCUCCCCAGCCAGAUCUACCGGCCCAUGGGGGGCUGGCAGGACGCCGGGGGGCACAGGGGAGGCCCCCAGCCCUGCAGCUUCCCCCCGGUGUGGGCAUGGGGCCGGCGCUACAGCCGGCAGCAGCGGGAGCAGUUCCGGAACCCCGCGGGACCCCCGGGCCCCACCGAGUCCCGGACCCCCGGCACGCCCGCAGACCCCUGCCCGUGGCGGGGUGCCAGCCUGGUGCUGACGCUGGCCAAGGGCUCCCUGUGCGCUCACCCCCUGCCCUGGUGGGGCCGUCCCCCAUGGCGGGGGUCCCCCUCAGACAGCCAGGGGACACAGGGGGGGCUCCUGGGGACCUGCCAGCCCACCCCGGGGCUGCUCCUGCCCUGCACCGCCGGGCCCUGCGUCCGCCUCUGGCACCGUUGCUACCUCAGGGGGCUGCCCCAGGAACAGCGCGGGCGCUUGGCCCCAUCGCUGGCCGGGCUGGCUGAGGAGCUGCAGCUGCUGCAGGACCGUCUCCACACCUGGAACCUGCAGAGACCCCACUGAGGCCUGAGGGCACCGGAGCCCACCCAGCCCCGCUCGGGGGCUCUCAACAGAGAGCUGCUCCGGCUGCUCCCGCCACCUCCGGUUGCUCGGCGGUGCCGGGAAGGCCGAGCGGCGGCUCCCGAGGUGUCCCCGCCGCUGCACGGGCGCUGCGGGCUCUCGGUUCCCCAUUAAAUCUGUGCUGCCUCCA